This is a messenger RNA of Beta vulgaris subsp. vulgaris (sugar beet), 1329 nucleotides long. Its product is annotated as zinc-finger homeodomain protein 1. The transcript has a single exon. Gene Ontology annotation, cellular component: nucleus. Gene Ontology annotation, biological process: regulation of developmental process; regulation of DNA-templated transcription. Gene Ontology annotation, molecular function: DNA-binding transcription factor activity; transcription cis-regulatory region binding. Bases 239 to 868 code for a protein of 209 amino acids. Lineage: Eukaryota; Viridiplantae; Streptophyta; Magnoliopsida; Caryophyllales; Amaranthaceae. The record is from RefSeq and is a predicted model, not a curated record.
UAAACCUAGUGCAUGUAAAUGAUAGCUAAUAGUACAAGCAAAGCAAACAUUCUCCUACUCUCCUAUAUACAACUAUAGUAGAUAACUAACAUAAGUUAUAUUAUUCCAUAUAUGCUAGCUAAGUAGUAUAUAUGACCUUAAUUAAACCUAAACCAUAUUCCCCAAAAAAAAUCUUUCAAUAGACUUUGUGGAUACAUAACUGUCUCUUGUGAUCAGAAAUAACUAGAGAGAGUAAGUUAUGAAUGAAUCAAGCACUCAAGCAGGUGAUAUUAAUAGCAAAUCCAAAGGGAUGAUGGUAGUACUAUACAAAGAAUGUCUUAAGAAUCAUGCUGCUGCCCUUGGUGGCCACUCCACUGACGGCUGUGGCGAGUAUAUGGCCUCCUCCAGCGACGACACUCUCUUCUGUUCGGCAUGUGGCUGCCAUCGCAACUUCCACCGUAAAGAAGUGGACAUGGGUGGUGCCAGUCAUACAAAUUUACCAGAAUACCUCUUUUGGUGUAAUACUAGUAUUGUUCCCAAAAAUCAAGUACUAGAAUGCCAACAAAAAGAGGGUGUCAUUCCUGCUGCCACAACCUCGGAGAAUGAAGGGGAACAAACAAAGGUAGAAGGGAACAUAAAUAGUAAGAAGAGGUAUAGAACUAGAUUCACAAAUGAUCAAAAAGAGAGAAUGUUGGGAUUUGCUCAGAAAGCAGGGUGGAAAAUUCAGAAGUUGGAUGAAGAAUCAGUGCAGCAAUUUUGCCAAGAAGUUGGGAUUAAGAGAAGAGUGCUUAAGAUUUGGAUGCACAACAACAAACAUCUUUUUGCUAAGAAAAUCACAAACUCUAGCCUUGAUGAAUUGCAUGAUGCUAGUGAUUACUCUAAUAAAUGAGUAAUGCUGCUAGGUAGUUCUUCAUAAUUAGUGUUCUUAAUUUCUUUUCAAAACCAGCUAGAAUUCUUGUCUCUCUACAUUCUUUUAUGCUGUGUAAUUUACAUAAAAGUUGGGUUGUUUAGAAUAACAAUGACAUUCCAUUGUUGAUUUUGGAAUUUGAAAUCCGAAAUACUUGUUGAGUUGUUUGUUACUUCUUAUACUAACUUCAACAUGCAGGCUACUUCCCUCCAUUGCUUAUUAUAGGAUAACUGAACUUGUGAAAGAGAUUCACAAACCCAAAUCAAAUAAUCUCUAAUAGAUGAUGAGUUGCCCCAGCACCAGCUCCUCCUGGCUCCUAUCGCCCGUCCACAAUGCGCAAACCUACAGGCUACACAUAAUCACUGCACAUGAAGUAAAGUUUCUCAUAGACUGCAUCUACAGCAACCCACGGAAUAUGUCGUCAGUGAUAGAGGGAACCUCAU